Molecule: messenger RNA, 4855 nt
Organism: Pristis pectinata (smalltooth sawfish)
Lineage: Eukaryota; Metazoa; Chordata; Chondrichthyes; Rhinopristiformes; Pristidae
Gene: vwa5b2
Product: von Willebrand factor A domain containing 5B2
Exons: 24
Coding region: 231-4577 (1448 amino acids)
Source: RefSeq, a predicted model, not a curated record
GUGAAAUUAUUCCUUUGCUUUGAAGGUCUACAAAAGAAAUGUACAGUUUAUUCUGAAGGAGAAAAUAUUUUCAUUUUGGAACUGGAGUCCUGUGGAAGAUAAAUUGCUUCCGAUUUAUGAAAUAGAGGAGACAAAUGCAAAUAUUUCGGACUUUAUGUUAUGAUCAGAGUGUGCUGAACGAUACGUUUUAGACUUGCUGUCAGAAAGGGCUCAAGGCUCAGCUGAACACAAUGCCAGGACUGUUAAACCAAUCAACAUGGGCACCUCUCCCUUUGAAUGCAUCCUGUAUCAGAGCCUGCACUAAUGGUUACUCCCUCAGGAUAUCCACGAGCCUCACCUAUACCAACCCAGAAAGUGAACCGGUGGAAGGUGUAUUUGUUUACCUGUUGGAGGAGUCAGAGGUGGUGGUUGCCUUUGAAGCCUUGACAGCAGGAAGACUAGUAACAAUCCAGGUAAAGAACCGGGGGAGAGCUGAAGAUUGCUGUUUUGAUUGUUACAGGCGCUCCAACCUGGCACUUCAAUGUAACAAAGGUCACCUGAUAUUGGAUGAAGAUAUGGAAAGAACGACUUUCAUUGUUAGCACUGGGUUGAUUGGUUCUCUGGAAACCAUGACGAUAUUCUUGAGCACUACACUGGAGCUUCAGACACAGCAGAAUGGCACGGUGCAGGUGCUGUUUCCUCUUGUAUUUAUGCCUCUGGUACACAACAAUGAGGGGAAGGUUGAGUCUACAAGAAGUGAUGAAGAACGUUUUAGUUCUACCAAUUGCUUUGGAGCAGGGAGUAUGAAAGUGGAGAAAUCCAAUGAACACCGCAGCCUACCAGAGAUCUUAUCGGAACAAGUAUUCAACCCAGUACCGUAUGAAUUUAGCUUUGAGAUGCUAGUGCGUGGCCCCUGUCUCCUAGCAGGUGUGGAGAGUCCCACACAUGCACUACGAGCUGGUGCAGACCCCAUUGCCAGGUCUGCUUCCACUCUGUACAUCACACUGGCUGAGAAACACCAGUAUGACAGGAACCUCCAAAUUAUAUUACAUCCAAGUGAGCCCCAUAUUCCACACAUACUGCUGGAGAAAGGCAGCAUGAGUUUUGAGGAGUACGAACGACACGUUAAAAGUAGACGGGAUUUCACUCGAGUGAUGAAGAAAAACUCUAAUACGGACAAAAGGGUUGAUUUUGUGCGGAAGCGUUUUCAUAAAGACAUCAGAUUCAAUCCUGUGCUGAUGCUGAACUUCUGCCCCGAUCUCCAUAGCAUCCCAACAGAUUUUGGAAACGUGACCAGAGAAAUUAUAUUCCUUAUCGACAAAAGUGGCAGCAUGAGUGGCAUUAAUGUGGGGAAAAUAAAAGAAGCCAUGAUAGUUGCUAUUAAAAGUUUACCACCUGGAACAUUACUGAAUAUCAUUGGUUUAGGCUCGAAUGUGAAGACUCUCUUCUCUUCCAGUCGAUUGUGUAGUGAUGAGACCCUAUCCUUGGCAUGUGAGUAUAUUCAGAGAAUGGGAGCUGACAUGGGCAGCACCAAUAUUCUCAGUGCUUUAUCCUGGAUUUACAAACAACCAGUCCAUUGUGGGUAUCCUCGACAGCUCUUUAUUUUGACUGAUGCUUCAAUGAGCCAUGCUGGGAAAAUCAUAGAGCUGGUACGAAAAAAUGCAAGCUCAGCAAGAUGUUUCAGUUACGGGCUGGGUCCUAAUGCCUGCAAGCGAUUACUACGCAGGAUUGCAAAGCUCACAGGGGGAACAUUUGAAUCUUUCAGUGAAGGUGAACAACUACAACCAAAGUUAAUUAAAUCUUUAAAGAAAGCAAUUGAGCCAGUCAUGAGUGACAUCACCAUUGAAUGGUAUCUCCCAGAUACUUUAGAAGUUCUUCUUACUCCAAUCGAAAUUGGACCUUUGUACCCAGGGGAUCAUCUCAACAGCUAUGGAGUCAUUUAUGAUCUUUCUGGAUUCCAAAAGAAGAAGAAUGCUGCUCAAGAUGAAUCUUCUACACCAGCCUUGACUGAGAGAAUCAACCUUUCUUUCCCUGCUGAAAAGAAUGACAUUGAGGAGGCAUUAAAGGAGAGAUUUCAAGAGAUUUCUACAGAGUUUUCAGGUGUUAAUGCUGAGGAAAAUGACAAAUCUAAGGACUCCGAGACAGAUUCAUUCAAUGACUUGCGAAAGCGCAUCUCCCUUGCCUCGUAUAUCCAGGAGCAGUAUACGUUGACACAUUGUUCCAUCAGCAAUCUUAAGGGAAUUAGAGAUCGAAGCAUGUCGACCUGUGGCUCAAAUAGUAGUGACUCUACGGAACCUCCAGAUUUUAGCAGGGAAAUAGCAUCCUUCCCACAUGGUUUGGAAAAUAUUGCACAACAGGGACAGAAAAGUUUGGUGCGUUGGGAAUCAUCAAAAAAAACAUUGUCUAAUUUUGAAUCCCUCAGUGGCAAAGGCUUCCUUGGAAAUGACCCUGCUUCAGAUGAGGCAAGAAGAAAGAGAAAACUAAUAGCGCAAGCAGCCCUAUCUGGUCGGAGUUUCUCUUCACCAAAUGGCCAAUUGGAUAUGCAUUACCUGCGCAAGGCAUUGGAGAAAGUAUCCACAGCAAAGUCGCACAAUUGGUCCAUUGGAGGAAGAAUGAACGAUAUUGAACAUGAAUCACAACAAUUUCAAGCUGACAGUAGUUCUAGCAAGAGCCUCACUGAUUCCAACACUCUUCUGUUCCAGGUGGGGACUCCAGAGUGGGACACAUUUUUCGAUCCUGAGAAUCUCUUCUUUCCGGUGACCUCGGAUGAGUCGGGCUUGACAGAAGUGAAUGGCACACACACGAUGCAGUGCAAAUCAGUGAUUCAUGGUUUGAUCAGUGGGAAGUCAGUCACAUGGGAGGCAACAGCCAAUCUCUCCUCCCUCUACCAUGCAUCUGUUCAACAGGAACCAACAUGCACCACUGAAAGUCCAUGGGAAGGGAUCCUCCAUCAGUUGACUGUGCAUUCAGUCAUCAGAGACUUUGAGAACAUGGCGGAGAAAACAAGUGAAAUUGAAUAUGGACCUUCUGGAAGAUAUCGCCUGAAAGCUAUUCAGACCAGCAGAGCAAGUAACAGCAUGUCCAUUUACACAACCGUUGUCCCAGUGAAUGCAGCCACACAGGAAUCAUUAUCCUCCUACGUGGAAGUCCGAAACACAGGAGUCAAAAUAAACCAGACACGAGGGUCACAUUCAGGGAGCAAGAGGCGGAGAAGUUAUUCUACCAGUUUGGGCCGAAUGCACUCCAGCCAUGAUUUUGAGGACUUGGAUGAUAUGUUUGGUUCAACAGGAAUGGAUGAAAUUCCAACUACACCAACCAGUGUGGGAUCUUCAUCAUCCUCUGGGUGGGAAAGACAGAGUAUCCCAGAUGAAGAUGGCCUUGAACAGGAACCAGUGCGCAAGGACUGGUGGUGGGACUCACCUAAUACCCAAAGUGAGGGGCCCGUCACGAAGAACAUUGACUGGGAGACUGAAGCAUGUGGAGGCAGCAAUGCUCUGGAAAACCCUGAUGCCCUGGAGGAGAAAUCAGGUGGCUCUGCGCUGCAAGAUUCAACUCCACCCUCUGCUUCAACCACGCCACUUAAGCCAGGCACUGGCCCAGUUACAGACACUUCAGAGGAACUUAAUGAGUUUAAGAGAGAGGCACAGAGCAAUGUACAGAGUCCACCAAUGGUGUCAGUCCGAACACAGAAAUCAUUUGAAAAUUUCUUUGCAUCCAGGUUUAACCUGGGAAGGAACAGAAGACCUAGUCAGACUGGAAAAUACAUACCAAUAAAGCCCAACUGUCUAUCUGCCAAACUGGACACAUCUCCUGAAGAAGAGGUUAAUGACUAUAUGCCACUGGUACAAUUACAAUUGGCAUCUGGAGCUUUUCUUCUAAAUGAAGCAUUCUCUGAAGCAGUUCAGAUUCCCUUAGAUCGAUUGAGAAGGGCCUCUCCCUUCUCAUGUCAUCGAGCAAGUCUCAGGCCAUCUUCAUGCUGUACAAAGACCGGCGAAGCUGAAUCUCCUCUCAGAAGGAAGAUCUCCAUCCAUGAACAACAUGAGGCUCAACCAUGUGUUAAUAAGAAUGACCAGUGUGUGCUUGAAAACAAUCAGGAAAAUACCGAAGAAACCAUAAAAGCUUCAAAAAAAAUUACAUGGUCAAAUCUUGAGGGUGUUUUGGAUCAAUGCAGUUCUCCAGCAAGUAGAUGCAAUUCAUUCAAUGCCAGCACUGAUGAUCACAGCCCCAACCUCCAGCUGGUGGACAGUGGCAGGGGCUCUGAAACUGACCCCUGUGAAAACUCACCAGCCGCUUCUGAAAGCAGUGGAGCCUCUUACAGGUUAAUAAGUGAUUUGAACUCUCAGUAUGAUGAUUUGGAAGGAAUGAGCUGGGCAACUGCAGUUGGACUGGGCUGGCUUGAACAUCAGUGUGCUGGUUAUUUUCCAGAAUGGGAGCUUAUUGCUGCCAAGGCAGACACUUGGCUACAUUCUCAACAGCUUCCUGAACAGGUGAAUGUUAAUAGGCUGAAGGCAGCAACUAGGCAGCUUUUCCUGUUGCUACGUCAUUGGAAUGAGAACAUCAAGCUCAACAUGUUGUGUUAUAACCCAAAUAAUAUGUAAAUACAGAUGUUUAAUGAAUAUAUAUAUACUUGAAAAUAAUUUUAAAUUGCUGUGCAGGAAAUUAUAGUGCCUGAUUCAAAAAAAACUAAUACAUUAGAUCCUGCUGCAUCUUUCAAUAUGAGGCAGAUAUUUUGCCAUUUAAGUGACCAUUAUAUUAUGACUGCAGCAUCCUAUUAAUUAGAAAUGUAUGGCACAGAUUGCAUUUUAUCUUUCUAUCACAUACCUGCAAAGGAAAUUCAAAUGAUGGUUAACUGUAUAAGAACUAGUCUGGAUUUAUA